GACUGCAGAAGAUUUGACGCUUGUUUUGCAGGAGCUCAACCCACUUCAGUCGCGCUUUAAAUCAAUGAACUGUGGAUUUGUGUGCCGCAGUCUCACAACACCUGACUCCAGGGCUGAGAGCUGACUGUGUUUUGUGCCAUCAUCUGUCAGCGGCAGACAGCACAGCAGACAGUGUGCCAUUAAGAUGCAGCUCCGACUGUGCUGACCACCACCACCAGCUCCACAAGUCCCAUCGCCGGACAGCUGACGGGCUGCAGCCUGGAUGUGAUACUGGAUCAGGAAUUUAGCAACCCUGCCUGAGUGUGCGAUAUGAGUGGACCUGCCCUGCCCAUUUGUCUGCUCAUCUGGAUCAUCGGGGCGGCUGUUUCCAGGACGCAAGGUAAGGUCACGGCUCCUGCCAGCGUGAGAGCAGAGGCAGGUCGUCCCCUCCUGCUCGGCUGCAACAUCACCACGGCGACAGGCGACACCGUCCGGCAGGUGCGCUGGCUCAACAAGCACAGCAAGGUCCUGCUGGCGUACAAACAGAGCGCCCCCAUCGUGAUCAGCCACCAGGACGGCAACGUGCAGAUCACCGCCUCCCACAACGACGCCAGCUCCAUCACCAUCAAGAAGGUACGGCCCGACGACGAGGGCUGUUACCGCUGCGUCUUUGACGUUUUCCCCUCGGGCCAGCAAGAAGGCGUAACAUGCAUCAGCAUCACAGGUAAAGUGCGCCUGGAGGGCAACAAGACCGCCGUGAGUGGUCAGCCGUCCACCCUGUCCUGCUGGUACAACCUCCCUGAGAGGGUUCACCAGGUGCUGUGGAGGAAGACGGCCGAGCAGGGCGACACCACCACCGUGGCGUCCUACGCCAAGGACAACCACCAGAGCGUGGCGGAUCAGUUCAUGGGUCGGGUUAGAUUGAGCCGCAGCCUGAGCGACACCCAGCUGACCAUCCAGUCCAUCAGGAUGGAGGAUGAGGCCUGCUACACCUGCGAGUUCCACACGUACCCAGACGGCACCAAAAGCGCCACCGCCUGCCUCUCUGUUUAUGUUUUGCCCAAGACAGAGGUGAGCCAUGUGACCUCAGCCACAGGAGUCACCGAGGCAAACUGCACCGCCCAGUCCCGACCUGCGGCAGAGAUCACGUGGAACGUCGGCGGGGACAACCGGACCCUCGGACCGCCCAUUUCGUCCGCCUACGAGCAGGGCGACGGCACGACGAUCGUGACGAGCACGCUGCUCUUCCAAUCAGGGCUCAUCAGCGACCUGUCCGUCAAGUGCAUCGUGCACCACCCGGGCCUGAAGAAACCCCUGACGGUGCCGCUCAGCACAAACAUGGGUCCAGCCAUGGUCAUCCUCCUCUCAGUGUGUGGUGUGGCGGCGGUCCUCCUCCUCUGUCUGUGUGUGUGUCUCUGCAAGUGCUUCGUCUGCACCGACGACUGAUUUGGAGGCCGGCGUGUUUGCUGCUUUGAUGAGGGUCCAGCGGAGCUCUGAGCCUGACCCAGCUGCUCAGCACCGUGCCCUCCAGCUCAGCCUGCAGAGGAAGGGAACAGAGCCUCCACAGAACCGAGCCCAGUGUGCUGGUUCUGCUCCCACGAGCUGUGAACAUACUGCUAGUGCAGACACAGAUUUAGCUUGUCACUUACUGCAGAGUAAACAGAACUAAAAACCACAUUAUUUAAUGCCAGGUAUUACACUUAGAGUAGAACGGUUACUUUGGCGAUUGUUGAAAUCCGUGUGAGGUCCAGCGUGUGCGUGAGAUGAGGUCAACUCGCGGAUGCAUGAGAAGUUAUAUAUAAAAAAAUAUGUAUUUUAAUUUAAGCUGAUAUAUUUAGCUUGAGUUUGCUCGGUUUGAAGUGUUUUUAGUACCACCAGGCCACAGGGCAGGCUGCGAGACUCCUCAGCUCCUCAGUCCUCUGCACCCUGCACACCUAACGUGUUGCAGAACCACAAACAAAUUAAAAAUCUACUAAAAUCGUAAUUUAAGUAAUUCAUUAAAUCAUUUAUCAGUGGGGAUGUGAGUAGGUCCUAUUCAAAAAGGGCACAAGUGUUAUUUACUCGAAAACCCCACAGCUCUCAUCAGAUGUCGACUGAAACUUUAUCCUGAGUGGUGCAUGGACAUGUGGCAAACACAAAGACACCAACGUGUUUCAGCUGAGGGUUUUGUCUUCAUGCAGCCCUCCUUCACUCACAGCUGAUUGAGAAAGACGUUUUUCCGGGCUGACGCAUCAGCUGGUCUUUGCCACUGCUCCCUGAUUGCUGAGGACAUCCAAAAUGGCCACCACAGGGUAUUACGUCACCUGAAAACCCUCUUAUUUGUGGUUGUCAUAUAGAGAAGAAGGAUGAUUAAAAGGGUGCCGUGUCGGGUUUUGAGCCAGACCCGCAAGUUACGGUAAAUCAGAAAGAAGCAGUGGGGUGGCCGAGGUUAAAAUCUGACUCAAAGGUUGGUUUGAGUGGGACAGAAUGAAAGGUUUGGUAUUUAUAGCUGCUGUGCUGUGCGGGACAGAGAAGAGGGUGGCCGACCUGUAGCCUUCAUGUGUUUGGUGGUUAACAUGGCCCAAACGCAGAUGAAAGAUGCGGCUGUGAAUCACUGUUUGUGUGUGUGUUUUGAAAGAAAUUUUUAACGUCUCCAUGUGUGUACAUGUGCGUUUGUUUGCAUCGUUGUACGGUGUGUGAGCUGUAGGGAGCACCAGUGUGAGAGUUUAGCUUUUUAUUUGGGAUGAUAUUAAUACACGUGCUGUGUACAGGAAGGUUUGGAGAAAAUAAAUCAUUCAUCAGGAAAAAAGAAAAAUCAAUUAACUAUUAAACACAGCUGUUGGAUUUAACUCAACAUCUACCUUUACAGUGAAGUUAUCUGUAUAUAAAGAUAAGGCUUAAGUGUUAAUAAAAGCCGAUAUUGAAGGAAGAAGCUUAGCUCAGUCCUCAACCUGUUGUUUCUUGUUUAUUUCGGUUUAAUGAUCAUGUCUUCAGUUUGUGUUUAUUAAUCAGUAUUCACCUUAUUUAGUGUUUGGAAGUCGGCAUUUGGAGUCGGCAAAUAGAAAUAAAAACCUGAGACUUAA
Molecule: messenger RNA, 3041 nt
Organism: Scatophagus argus
Lineage: Eukaryota; Metazoa; Chordata; Actinopteri; Scatophagidae
Product: nectin-2-like
Exons: 8
Coding region: 310-1425 (371 amino acids)
Molecular function (GO): cell-cell adhesion mediator activity
Source: RefSeq, a predicted model, not a curated record